Messenger RNA from Dufourea novaeangliae, 2315 nucleotides. Its product is annotated as UPF0668 protein C10orf76 homolog. Lineage: Eukaryota; Metazoa; Arthropoda; Insecta; Hymenoptera; Halictidae. Bases 1 to 2025 code for a protein of 674 amino acids. Gene Ontology annotation, cellular component: cytosol. The record is from RefSeq and is a predicted model, not a curated record. The transcript is spliced from 10 exons. Gene Ontology annotation, biological process: regulation of Golgi organization.
AUGGCUAUGGCUAUGAGAAAACGGAGUGGUUCAGGCUCCAAACGUCAACAUAAGGGGAAGCUUGUACCAAUUUAUGAGAGCUUCUUCAAAGGAGAAGAUUUGACAUUAGCUCAUCCAAAUUUUUGGAAUGAAUUGUUCCUAAUUAAACCUAUGGUUCCACAUAUUGAGAGUGAAAUUUUACACAUGACAGCGGAACAAUUAAAUGCAAGCAGAGAAAAUUUAAAUGCCUUGGUCUGUCAUUGUGUGGACACAUUGGUCGAUGAACAUCCUUUCAGAGUUGUGUAUGCUUUGCAAACGUUAGCAGCUGUUAUACAGUCUAUGUAUAAGAAAGCUAGUCAAGGGGAUUGUGGAUUUAACUUAAUCGAUAUUCUAGUGGGAUUCGAUUCUGCUGAACAAAGGAUGACAACGUUAAUGCAACAUUGUAAUAGCUUUUUAACAGGUGAAUACCCUGAUAGCUUAAAAGCUUUAUGCUUGAAAUUAUUGUUAAUUAUUGUAACUGGCAUGGACAAUGUUAGUCAGAACACUUUGUUGGAAUAUGUUAUGCUUAAUAGUGUUUUUGAAUCUCUGGUUCAAUUGCUGAGAGACACAACAGCUAGAAGUCGUCAUGGCCAUGACGCGGUGUUGCUCUUAACACUUCUAGUCAAUUAUAGAAAGCAUGAAAGAGCAAAUCCUUAUAUUGUUAAAUUGUCAAUUUUAGAUGAUGAACUAGCUCUAAAUGGAUAUGGCCAAGUAAUAUCAAGUUCACUGAUGGAUUUUUGCAGACAAUUCGCUCAGCAAAGAGCAGAAAUACAAGCAUCUUGGCUGUCUUCCUUGACUAGUAUAGUAGGCAGCAUGUUCGUUGGAGAAGAGGAAGCAAAAACGCAACAAGUUCGUGCAAAUAACGCAUUGUUAUUAGCGCUUUAUGAAGCUACACACUUGAAUCGUAAUUUCGUAACAACCUUGGCUUAUACUCAAAGCGAUACAAGUGCACCACCAUCUCCGAAUAAUACGUUAGGACCAAAUGCGGUAGCUCCUGGGGCACAGCUACCGGAUGUGAUGGCUCAGCCAUUUAAUUUGUUGGCCACAUUUUUACAGUAUUGUUCAAUAGUUAUGCAGGUGAUCAGAACGGAGGCAAUAAUGAAUAAUGUCAAAUUGUGCUUCCUCAUAUUAAGUUGUAUUGCGGAGGAUCAAUAUGCAAACAGUUUGAUGCACGAUGCAAACUUGGCUUUUAGAGUACAACUUCAUAGGGUACCAAUGCAUCACAGAAAAAUACCAGAUAAAGUAGCACCCGCGCAACCAUUGGCUGCCACAUUACUUGAUUUACUCGUUGAAUUUAUUACAUCGCACAUGAUGAAAAAAUUCCCGCUUGAACUUUAUCAUCAAUGCAUCGGUGUUUUACAAAGGCUGCUCUGUUACCAAAAGAGAUGUAGAGUUAGACUUGGUUAUCAAUGGAGAGACCUAUGGACAGCAUUGAUUAAUCUCCUGAAGUUUUUAACCACCCAUGAAAGUCAUCUCAUUAAGAAAAUGAACAUAUUUCCAUUAGCCAUCCAGGUGGUGAAUAUUUUAAAUUUGUUUAUUACUUAUGGAGACACAUUUCUAUCUUCCCCAAGUAGCUAUGAUGAAUUAUUUUACGAGAUAAUACGAAUGAGGCUUAUUUUUACUAAUUUAAAUGCAAUGGCACUCCGAUAUUCGACGAGCGAAUCUUAUGAAUAUAAAGAGCAUGCAUUAAAAUUGACAAAUUGUUUGGUAAAUAUGAGAGACAUAGUGAACCAUUUCCCACCAAAAAUAGCAGCAUGGCUGGCCAGCGAAAGUUUGUCGACUCCGACGGAACAACAAAUAUUAGCGAUCAUAAUACAGAAUUAUGAUAGCCUCACCUUGAAAUUACAAGAUAACUUGGAUCAGUAUGAGAGGUACUCUGAGAAGCCUGAUCACGUUGCAUUUUUUGAAGAAAUGGUUACUGGAGUCGUAAUGGACACGAGAGGCUCGAUAGAUUUGAGUACUUUGGAUACGCAGGCUAUAUUACAAGAACUAUCGAAUAUUUCGUAACACAGAUUAUAUACAUGAGAAUACAAAUUGGAGCCUGUGCAUUACUUCGUUGUCAUGAUGUGUUAUAAUGUAUUUUUUUUAAUACAAUCGGCUUUACAUGUAUUUCUUUAAUGUUGCAAGGAAUGUAGUUUAUGGAGAACCGAAGUAUCACGAUGUAGUGUGUUUUGUCAUUGCGCUAUAUUUCUAUAAAUUGUGUAUACAAGGUUCAGAGUCAUUAAAAUUUAAUGAGUAAGGAAUUGGUAUUUAUUUUAUAAAAACGGACAAUUAAAUCGCAUGUUUCUAUUCAAUAA